AUGACCGAUUACUCUACCGAACCUGUUACAAAGGGAAUAUCAAAGCUCCAUAUAAAAGGGGAGGACGGAACUCCUCAAGAGGCCAAGGCCGAGAUUUCUAAGUUGGCGGGACUAUCUGUAGACUCCGACUAUGUAAGAAACUAUUCUAAGUUCGAUGCCGUCGAAGGUACGCAGGACAAAAGAUGGGCUGAACAUGCCAAGUUCAUUGCUCCUUUCAAAGAGCAACGUGAUGAAAUUCGUCGGUUGGAGAAAGACGAACCUUUGUUGAAGGAGAACAAACAUAGAUUUGUUAUGUUUCCUAUUCAAUAUGAGGAUAUCUGGCAGAUGUAUAAGAAGGCUGAGGCCUCCUUCUGGACUGCCGAAGAGAUUGAUUUGUCAAAGGAUAUGAUCGAUUGGAAUAACAAGAUGAAUGCCAACGAGAGAUACUUCAUUUCUCGAGUGUUGGCUUUCUUUGCUGCCUCUGAUGGUAUCGUGGAUGAGAAUUUGAUUCAAAACUUCACUCAAAACGUUCAGUUGCCAGAGGCCAGAGCCUUCUACGGCUUUCAGAUUAUGGUGGAGAACAUCCACUCGGAAACCUACUCUCUUUUGUUGGAGACUUAUGUGACUGACAAGAAGGAAUCUGACUACCUUUUCAAUGCUAUCGAAACUAUUCCCCCUAUUAAAGAAAAAGCCUUAUGGGCCCUUAGAUGGAUCAACAAUAAGGAUGCUUUAUACGCUGAGAGAUUGGUGGCAUUCGCUGCCAUUGAAGGCGUUUUCUUUUCAGGCUCUUUUGCCUCCAUCUUCUGGUUGAAGAAGAAAGGUUUGAUGCCUGGUCUCACUUUCUCCAACGAACUUAUUUGCAGAGACGAAGGUUUACAUACCGACUUUGCUUGUCUUUUAUUUUCACAUUUGAAGCAUCCUCCAAGCACUAAGAUCAUCACCAGAAUCAUGACCGAGGCUGUCGAUAUUGAGAAGACCUUCUGGAGAGAUGCAUUGCCAGUUUCCCUUUUGGGAAUGAAUUGCGAUAUGAUGUGCCAGUAUGUCGAAUUCUGUGCAGAUAGAUUGUUGAUUGCUUUGGGAAGCGAGAAGAUUUUCAACUCUCAGAACCCAUUCGAUUUCAUGGAGAACAUUUCCUUGGCUGGUAAGACCAACUUCUUCGAGAAGAGAGUUUCCGACUACCAGAAGGCAGGUGUUAUGUCUAAGGAACUUAAUGGAAAUAACGAUAUCUCCUUUACUGAUGAUUUCUGA
Molecule: messenger RNA, 1227 nt
Organism: Brettanomyces nanus
Lineage: Eukaryota; Fungi; Ascomycota; Pichiomycetes; Pichiales; Pichiaceae
Gene: RNR2
Product: Ribonucleotide-diphosphate reductase (RNR), small subunit
Exons: 1
Coding region: 1-1227 (408 amino acids)
Biological process (GO): deoxyribonucleotide biosynthetic process
Molecular function (GO): oxidoreductase activity
Source: RefSeq, a predicted model, not a curated record